Alligator sinensis (Chinese alligator) is the source of this 1328-nucleotide messenger RNA. It is a transcript of the gene LRRC39, whose product is annotated as leucine rich repeat containing 39. NCBI's taxonomy places the organism in Eukaryota, Metazoa, Chordata, Crocodylia, Alligatoridae. Gene Ontology annotation, molecular function: protein binding. The transcript has 9 exons. The coding region runs from base 238 to 1251 and encodes 337 amino acids. The record is from RefSeq and is a predicted model, not a curated record.
UUACAUUUCAAUUUGCUGGAGUCUGUGUGAGAGUUAAAUGGUGUUAGCCAUUUAGCCAAUAUAGCCAAGAUUUAUAACUUACCCUUGCUCUUGCAUGGAAAUCAGUGAGUCAUGGAAAAAUCUGUGACUGCAUCAAGUGAUUUAGCACAUGUGGCUCAUAUGUGAGAUUGUAAUGAUGACAAUGAGUCUGACACUCAAAACCAGAUACCUACAACUGAACUGGAAUGUGUAAGAACCAUGACUGAAACUGCACUUUGCACUGGUACGUUCACUGCAGUAAAGACGCUUUGGGAAGUGAGAAUUCAGAAAAUAAAUGAAGAACUCCAGAAGGAAAAGGAAUUCAGACAGAGGGCUGUAGGAAGAUUGGUAGUUGUCUGGGAAGAGAGAGUGACUUUAGCCAAGCUUAAAAAAAAAGUAAUUUCUGAAGAUGGAAGAGCUAUUUUAAAGAUAGAAGAGGAGGAAUGGAAGACACUACCUUCUUGCUUAUUGAAAUUAAGCCAUCUCCAGGAAUGGCAACUCCAUAGAAUUAGUUUGAUGAAGAUCCCUGAAUUCAUUGGAAAGUUUCAAAGUCUCAUUGUGCUGGACCUGUCCCGAAAUUCAAUUGAAAAGCUACCAAAAGAGAUUGGCCAGCUGACUAACCUCCAAGAGCUGCUUCUCAGCUACAAUAAAAUUAAGUCUGUUCCUAACGAGUUAAGUAACUGUGUCAGCCUGGAAAGAUUGGACCUAGCUGUGAACAGAGAUAUCUGUGACCUUCCUCUUCAGCUCAGUAAUCUAAAGAAACUUUACCAUAUAGAUUUGUGUAUGAACCAGUUUACUACCAUUCCUUCAGCUCUCUUGAACAUGCCUAGUCUAGAAUGGUUAGACAUGGGCAGCAACAAACUUCAGCAACUUCCUGACACUAUUGACAGAAUGGAAAACCUGCAUACUUUAUGGCUCCAACGAAAUGAAAUAACCUGUUUACCAGAAACCAUCAGUAACAUGAAAAACUUAAGCACUCUUGUCCUCAGCAGCAACAAACUCCAGAAUAUUCCUGCUUGCAUGCAGCACAUGACAGAUUUGAGAUUUGUCAACUUCAGAGACAACCCACUGGAACUGCAGGUAACACUUCCCCCAUGUGAGAAUACUGAAGAGGAGGAACGGGAGCUAUUUGGUAUUGAGUUCAUGCAUAUAUACAUUCAGGAGUCACUCAGGAGAGCAGAAAACCUGGAAGACAGCACCUCUGAUACCAUAAACAAUGAAGAAAAAAUGUAAAACUGCUUCUCUAAGCUAAGCUGGUUGCUUGUUGAAGAAAAAUAUAAGUUCUGCUUCUUCUGAAUGGAGAAAGCAAC